GUACUCUAUAUGUCCAUGAUCAAUGGAGUUAAAGUUAAAGAUGGAUGAUGAGAAGAGGGGAUCGCUAUGUCUGGUUUGGGAAGAUUUGACAAUGUACGUAGCAACAAAUCCUAGCAGCAAUGUUGGACCAAAAAGAAAAGUACUGAUAAAUGGUUCAAGUGGUUAUGCAGAGUCCAACAGAAUUAUGGCAAUCAUUGGUCCUUCAGGAUCUGGCAAAUCCACUUUACUUCAUGCACUCGCAGGAAUACUUCCCACCAAUGUUAGCAUGACUGGAAAUGUACUAAUCAAUGGGGCUAAGAAAAGUAGAGCAGGCUGCAGGGAUAUUUCAUACCUUGCUCAAGAAGAUUGUUUCUUAGGAACUCUAACAGUGAGAGAAACCCUCACAUACUCUGCACAUUUGAGACUUCCUGCAAACAUGACCAAAUUUGAAAUUGAUAAUGUGGUAACAAAAACAAUAGCUGAAAUGGGUUUGGAAGACAUUGAAGAUAGUAGAAUUGGGAAUUGGCAUUUGAGAGGCAUAAGUAAUGGAGAGAAAAGAAGACUUAGCAUAGGAAUUGAGCUAUUAACACAACCUCAAAUAAUGUUUCUUGAUGAACCAACUAGUGGAUUGGACAGUGCAGCUGCUUUCUAUGUUGUUUCAUCUCUUAGAAGAAUAGCUCAUGAUGGAAGAAUUGUUAUCUUUUCUAUUCAUCAACCAAGUGAUGAAGUUUUCAAUCUCUUUGAUGAUCUCAUUAUUCUUGCAGGAGGUGAAACUGUUUAUUUUGGAGAAAUCACCAUGGCACUAAAGUUCUUUGCUGAUGCAGGGUUUCCUUGUCCAACAAGAAAAAACCCUCCCGAGCACUUCCUUCGCUGUGUUCGCCCAGAGUUUGAUAGUGUUGCAACCUUUAUACAAUCUAAAAAUGAAGCCUCGUCAUCAUGGAAUUCCCAAAUUAAUAUGACAACAGAAAAGAUUAAAUUUAAGCUUCUACAGAACUACAAGAACUCCAUGCAUUCAGCAAAUACAAAGAAAAAAAUAAGACAAAUCAAAUUAAGGGAAGAAAUUUUCAUUGGAAGGACACAUACAAGUAGGUUGAAGCAAUUAUGCAUACUGACAAGUAGAUCAUUCCUAAAUAUGAUCAGAGACAUUGGUUACUACUGGUUGCGAAUUUUAUUCUUUAUCUUGGCAUCAGUAAAUGCUGGUUAUAUUUAUUACAACAUAGGAUCAAGUAAUGCAGCAAUCUUAUCAAAAGGCAAGUUUUAUGGAUUUGUCUAUGGCUUCAUGAUUUUCAUCUGUGUAGGAGCCUUACCCUUUUACCUCGAGGAAUUGAAGGUCUUCAAACGUGAAAGAUUUGGGAGGCAUUAUGGGGAGGACAUGUAUGUACUGUCACAUUUCCUCUCAUCAUUACCUUUUGUCCUUGCAACUUCACUCUCUUCAGGAACAAUACUUUUCUAUAUGGUGAAAUUUCAUGAAGGAUUCUCUCAUUACUGCUAUUUUAGCAUGAACCUGUUCUUAUGCAUUUCUGUGGCAGAAGGCUGCAUGUUAUUUGUUGCAGCACUUGUGUCCAAUCAAUUAGUAACCAUAGUAACAGCUGCUGGUGUAACUGUAUUUAUGUUGAUGCCAUCUAGUAUAUUCAGAAGGCUAACUGACCUUCCAAAAUUCUUCUGGCGCUACCCGAUGUCUUACAUUAGCUACAUUGCAUGGUCAGUACAGGGGCAGUUGAAGAAUGACAUGAUUGGACUAGAAUUUGAACCACUAGUGGCAGGGGAUGCUAAGCUAAAGGGAGAAGUGAUGCUUCAAGAUACAUUUGGAAUUCAAACAGAUUAUUCAAAAUGGUGGGACUUAGCAGCUCUUGUCUUCUUAUUAAUAUCUUAUAGAUUUCUGUUUUUCUUGGCUCUUAAGCACAAGGAGAGAGCUUCUUCACUAUUACAAACCACAAGGGCUUACUUGGACAUUUUACUCACAAGAACCCCUUUGAAGGACACCAAUGUUUCUUCUAGGAGACACCAACCCCUCUAUCCUUUGUCAGCUCAGGAGGGUCUUUCCUCUCCCAUGUCUUAGCUCUUGCUUUUCCUCUUCCUAUUUACACUUACAUAGUGCCAUAUGUGUUAGCAACAACGCAUCGAUCUUUCGCAGUAAGUAAAAGAUCUUUCGCAGUUGUAUCAAAUGUAUUAGAAUUAUGAUAGUAAAUUAUUGCAGAUAGAGUGACUAUACAUUGUCACUUACAUAGUGCCAUAUGUGUUAGCAACAACGCAAAGUUUCCAUUCUGCUUAUUUGCAUAGUAUAAGAGGAAAUAAUUAAAAUUUAUUAUUAUUAUUAUUGAUAUAAUAAUUUUUCUUUUCUA
Messenger RNA from Trifolium pratense (red clover), 2321 nucleotides. RefSeq names its product ABC transporter G family member 15-like. The transcript has 9 exons. Gene Ontology annotation, molecular function: ATP hydrolysis activity; ATP binding; ABC-type transporter activity. The coding region runs from base 23 to 2038 and encodes 671 amino acids. Gene Ontology annotation, cellular component: membrane. The record is from RefSeq and is a predicted model, not a curated record. NCBI's taxonomy places the organism in Eukaryota, Viridiplantae, Streptophyta, Magnoliopsida, Fabales, Fabaceae.